Messenger RNA from Pocillopora meandrina, 7267 nucleotides. NCBI's taxonomy places the organism in Eukaryota, Metazoa, Cnidaria, Anthozoa, Scleractinia, Pocilloporidae. The record is from the annotation of a GenBank genome assembly.
AUGAAGAAUAUUUGGCGCGAUUUGGAUAGACUGCCUCAACUGGAAGAGGAAAAGCAGCGAUCAAGGAAAAAGUGGGACGAAGUAAAGCAAAAGUUGAAAUGGGAUGAAUGUUACGAAGAUGCCAUGAAAGCACUCCAGGAAAGCCGAAAUGUGGAUGCCCAUCCAGCCCCUUUAACGGAGGAAGGUCUUGCAAGAGCCGCAGAAGUCAUGGAUUCCAAAGGUAACCUGAAAGGUUGGCUGUCUUUGAAACGAGUGAAUGAGUUGAUAACUAUGUAGAAAAACGUUCAGACAAUGGAGUGAGUCAUAUGUUUGUGCUUUAUUGGUAUCGCUGAAAUAGUUUUAAAAUCAAAUUUAGCUGCUUUAUUACCAAGGAAGGAUAAUAGAAACUUGUGACUUCAUUCUAAGUUACUAUCCAUGCGAUUGAGCUACAGCUAAAGGGAACUAUGUUUCACACGCUAAAAUAUGGAGACGAACAUUUACAAAGUCACGAUGUUUUAUUUUUUUAUUUUAAACUAGAUUCUAUUAGGGAUUAUUAGACUAUUUGAACAUUAUAUCAAAUGUUUCACUUGGGAGUAAGAAAAACCGUUUCGAUUCUCGAUGUAAAUCAUCAACAGAUUUGAAGUUUAAAUUUAGCCUAAUUGUGUGGUCGCAAACAUCCUUUUUGCCUGAGGAUUGAAAUGUGAAAAAAGUCGAACCAAAAUGCUCAUAACAGAAUAAAACUGUCGCCUUAUCGAAGUUAAAAUGCGAAACCAGUUUGCCUCGCACGCUGACAGAAUGGCUGAUUGUAGUUAUACCGUGGCUUGCAUCAGAACCUCGGUCACAACUGAUGCGCGGAGAAAUAGGUGACGAAUUUUAAUGCGAACACCGAAAAUUCCACGAAAUAUCACUGCUUUUACUCAAUGCUGAGCCUCGUCUGUAAAGUAGGCGAUUCCUCUUCUUCUAAUGUUAAUACUUAGUACAGAUUUAAGUACUCAUGCUAGACUUUUGUAAGCCGGUAGACAGACAUAAUUCUGUUCUAGGGGUAUUUCAACUUUCACUUUCUUUCAAGUAUUCUUCUAUUUCAGGAUUGAGAAACAAAAAACAAUGUCAGCUCAAAAUCGCAAAUUCCGCGAGGCCAAUUAAUCCACUAUACACAGGAAUUCACUGAAGUAAAAAACAAACCUGACCUGAAACCAUAUUCAUUACUUUUAUCCAUCUUAUUUCCCUCGGAUCGCGCGCAAAGAAGUCACAUCGAUAAAGAAAACCAUACAUAGUUCAGGACUAUAAAAGUAAUGAGUUUUUCUUCAUUGGUUCUGUGUACAUUCAAAAACGAAGCUUAUUUAUCUGUACAGCUUCGAAAAUUAUGCUUUUAUCUAGUUAAUUCCAAGAGUAAGUGGAUUUCCGAGAAAUUGAACUCUUGUUGAAUUGCAUAACGCAACAGGUCACUGUUUUGUUCAUUUCCGUCAUAACGCAAAAAUAUCAGGAAUUACUAUGGCAAGAUACUUGAUUAUUUUAUCAAGCGCUUCACUGUCAGAGUUAAGAGGCAUAUUUUAUUCAAAGGUGGAAAAUAUGGGAAACACUCAUGAGAAUUCGAGCUAAAAAAUUAACCGCACGACCGCAAUCAUCCUUCCCACAUGUAAACCGAGUACGACUGCUGAUUAGCAUAUAGAUGAAAAAUAUUUGCUAUUCCUUUGAACAAUUGCAAUUUCUGAUACUCAGAAGGAUGGUCAACCGCUUUGAAAUGUGAAAUGGCCAGAAACUACUCGUCACAGAAGUCAUCCGCCCAAUUCUCAGAAACAUCAAUUACUGGUCCACGCUUGCAUCACGAGGUGACCUUGGUUGUUAUUGGUUCACACCCCAACACGUCAUUAAAACACUAUGCUUCAUUAAAAAAAAAGAUAAUCACAUCAAUCAUAUGUGCAUAGCUCUGAUGACCCAAGUAAGGGACGGCUUCUUCUAAAACAUAACAUAAGAUUGAUCUGAGACCUUGGAGAUUUGUUUCAAUUGUAUAACAGAGUCGAAAUAAUGUUAAGAAUGCGAGCGCUGAAAACCUAACCGCGCCCUAGUCGUUUCUUAAAAGUAUCUUUAGUUGUUUCUGGAUAACUUUGGGCUAAGAUAUCAUUUCCAUAUCGUGAAUUUUCCAAAAAAAAUUCACCCCUAUUCACAGACCUUCCGCGAUGCGACUGGCCAAGUGAGAGACGACUAGAGAGGGGUCAGGGAAGUCAUGCCCGAGGCCGGAAAAGUGAUACAUUUUUUACGAUAUUUUUUAUUGUGUUGCAGUUCUCGAUUAAUACAUAGGUCUAGCAAGAUCGUGAACAGUUAAAUUAUGAAAUACUUGCAAAGACAAAAGAGGAUUGUUUGCUAUUGUUCGUAGGAGCUUUCAAGUACCAAGGUCAUGGAUCGUAACAGUUUUUGAUUAAGUUUCUUUGUAAUCCAUUAAUUUACGUUUUGGAUCAUUUGCUGAUUUCUAAAACAACUUGCCGUAAUUGAAGCUAUUGAAUAUCUUGGAGACUAGUGUGCCCACGGACGGUUUUACUUUGUGUAUAUGUUGAAGUGAGUUCAGUGAAAAGAGCCUCUUGCUGAACCAAGCACACAGGCUUCGAAGUUUAUAGUUGACGUACCAAGUUCACGUAGGCUUAAUUUAUUUCGUAGCCGUUUAAUUGGGUAAGGAACUUUGCCGAGUAAUGGCUUUGACCAGGAUUAAGAAGAUAAACAAUACAAUUAUUUCCAAUAAUCAAAGCAGUCCAACCAUCACGAAUGAUAUUCCUCCUGCGCACUUGUUUAGAACAUAUCGAAACUGGAAUCAUUGACGUAAGUCGACUUAUGGACUCUUUCGCUCCUUCACUCGAUCCCAUUGUUUGAAAUUAAUCUUUCAAUGCAACGUUUCAAUAGACAGUAUUUCCCCGAAUAAGCGCUCACGCUCUUAAAGGGCAUCCUCCCUCGAAUAUCAAAUAAGCGCCCCAUCCCCUCUAACCUGCUUAAAACAGCAGGGAUACAAGAAAAAUCUGUUUCUAUUUCCACUUUAUUUAUAAAUUUUCAAGCUUCAACUACAGCGGCAUCAAUAUAGAUGAAUGAUAAGUACCUUCUUUCCAAUAACCUGUAUUCUCUUGUGGUUUAACUAAGUGGUCCGGAGUUCGUUUGAAAACUGUGUAGCAAAUCAAGGUUGUGUUCGGGCGAGAAGCCUGGUGUAAAAAAUGGCAUACACACCUGGAAAUGUAGCUUGAUUCUCUGCAUGAUUUUUUUUGGCCACAGUCGACUGAUGCAUGUGGUUGCAUCAGAAUGACAGCAUUUAUUCUCUGUAACUCGCUCUAAUAUCUGAAAAUCUAGUGCUACUGAAACUUUGUUUUGACUCGCUUGAUUACGAAUGCUCGAUAUCAAAUUCUAGGAAUCUCAAUGGUUUCGCAACGGAUCCCAUGCGCAUUGCAUAGGUAUGAAUGUAUUGCAUGUGUUUGGGUGUCUUUUGUAACACAGUUCCUUUAAGCUUGUUCUUAUAUUCAUUUUUGCCCAUUACGACAAAACGAAGGUUUCAUUUGUAUUUUUGCAGCAUAGCAACGGAGUUAUGUUUUUCUCUACUUCCAAGAUAUUGGAUGUUGGUGUACCCAUUUGAAAAUAUCAUCUGCUAGGUAAACACUAACUACCAGAAACGGUUGUGAUUUGUCCGGCAAUGGUAUCCGAUAAUGAUCCCGCACAAAGCAAAAGAGCUUAGUCAAGCAAAUUCUACUUUUAGAAACCUGUCUGAUGAAUGACACCCUCCCAUUUCUAGAAUUCCUUUUUUCUUUCUUUUCCCUUUUUUCUCCCAAUUGCUUUUUCUCUGCAGAAGCGGAAAAAGGGGAAAAAUGACAGUAUCUUUCAUCUUGUAAUGGUACUCAUGGUUAUGCACGCCGUUCCCCGAAAAUAUAUUCAUGCAUUUGUUUCAGCUUGCAUCGCAUAAUUUUUUUGCCAAAGCAGACUGAUGCAUGUGGUAGCGUCAGAAUGACAAAAUUUAUUUCUCCGUAAUUCGCUUUAAAAUCUAAAAACUGGUGCUACUCAAACUUUGUAUUGACUCACUUGAUUAUGAAUGCUUGCUAUCAAAUUCUAAGAAAAUUUAAUGGUUUCGCGACAAAUCUCAUGCACAUUGCAUGGGUAUGAAUUUAUUGCAUGUGUUUGGGUGUCUUUUCUAACACAGUUCCUAUAUUUAUUUUUGCCUAUUACCACGAAACGAAAGUUUCAUUUAGAUUUUUACAGCAUAACAACGAAUCUAUGUUUUUCUCUACUUCCAAGAUAUUGGAUGUUGGUUCACCCAUUUCCUACAAAUUUGGAUGACACGAAAAGAUUUGAAAAUAUCACCUGUUAGGUAAAACACUAAACACCAGGAACGGUUGUGGUUUGUCCGGCAAUGGUAUCCCAUGAUGAUGAUGCACAAAGCAAAGAGCCUAGUCAAGCAAAUUCUAUUUUUAAAAACCUGCCUAAUCAUUGACAAAUUGAAGAAAAAUUUAAACUGAAAUACAAUUUUUAUGACACCCCAUAUAUGUCGCAAAUAAAUCGCAGACUGUGACUAAGAAAAGCUUGUUUUCCUAUAUGUAAUUGGCGAUGAUGUUCGACAUUAUGGGAUUGCGUAUAAAAUGGUGUUCAACCAACUCAACUACACUUAAACCUUUGCAAAAUCGCAAAAGAUCUGCAUUUACACGGUAAUUUUCCAAGAAUAACAGAUUCUCUUUUCCAUAUUUCCUUUUUUCUUUAAAAGGUUAACCAAGUCAAGUCACGUUACAUCAGCCAUGAAUUCUCCAGAGCAAUGAUUCUAUAACGGUUUAAGAUGGCCCGCCGCUAUUUUCUUUUCCAGAAAAUAUUGUUUGACCCUGAAAUCUGUUAAUAUCUUAUUUUAUUCGCACCGAGUUAUGAUGCUUUAUGAAAUCUUCAAAUGUGUUAUUCCGAAUGCCAAAUAUUAAAGAAAGCGGUUUACGUUUAAAUGCCGCAAAUUCGACUUCUCCCGGCUGCCAUGGAUAUCCAUAUAUACCUUUGUUCAAAGUUUACCAUAAUUAGAAACGUGUGGUCCGUUGCCAUGUUGGUGUUCCGAGCAAAUCCUGUGGGAUUUGAACGCUUAUGAAACAAUUUCUUGUGUCCCUCCAAAUUAACAUACCUAUUGACCACGUGAGUGAAUUGCACUCUGCAGUAGUUGCGUUGCUCAUGAUAAAACGCAGAUUGCAGACCAUGCAGACUGUGCAGUCCGCGCAGACCGUGCUUACUAUGCAACUUUUUUGUUUGCCUUUUUUAAAACUGUGAUUUACAUAGGAUUAUGGUGUAUACACCUUUUCCUUACUCUUUUGAUAACAUAGGAACUGUUUGCAAGUUUUGGACACCACAUGAUGGAAUUUCACGAGGUUAUUUCGAGCUCUCGCUACCUAGCAAACAAAAUCACAGGUUCAAGUUUCUCGAGCUCAUGGAGAUAAGCCCUGCUAUUAUUACUUCCAUUUCUUGUCAAAAGGCAAAUUAGCUCCUAAAUGAUUAAAAAUCAUCUGAAAUAAUAUCAAAGUAUAGAAAGCCUUAGCAUUUUAAAUAACUGUAGUUUAUCAGUAUGAGUUAACGUUUUGUUCGAAUGAUCAGCUCUAUAUCAAUGCUUUCCCAUGGUUUUAUUUUAUUGUACUAAAGUUAAGAAGUUCCAAAUUAUCUGACAUGCCUUAGAAAAUUAAUUACCUAGAUACAUACACACGCCUCAACGCUACUUCACUUAAAAACAUCUUCGAAGCUUAUUCUCUACAUAUUUGAGGUUGUUUUGAAAUUCAUCAUAAAGGCGUAAUUGCUUAAACGCUUAUUAAGAUCAGGCUGUUAAGAAACGAAAUUCUAGGAAAUUGGUAAGAUCAUCACCAGAAUACCUGUUUCUCAGAAUUGGCCAUGAACUUCCGCUUGCCGUUAGGUGCAAUCAUAAAUCUAACAAAGAAUAUCUGAUAAAGUAUUUGAAGUAACGCGUAAGUAUAAAUUUAUUUUUGGUCAGUGGAGACAUAGGUAGUAAAUUGGAGGUUCUAACAAACUAAAGCCUAUAUACAAGUCAAAGAGGAGAAAAUUAUCAACCUUGGCCAUUUGCAUUGUUUAUGUCAACUAAUCAGCCACAUGUUCUUGCUGCAAGACAUUUGAUUGGUUAAAGAAAACGCCGCGUCACAUUGCGAGUGGGUCCCAGCUUACCGUUACGCUGACGUACACAAGUUUCACCUGACAAAAAGUGAAACCAGAUUUUCGCCGAACCUUUCGCCAAGGUACACAACCGAAACAUUACGUCUUACCCGCAGCCAUGAUUAUAGACGACCAACUUCGACAACUUGCGGGUGAAGAUUUUGAUCCAAGAUCGAUCGGAUUUCCCAUAGGAAUCACUUUUACGAGAGAAGUACAUCAUCAAGAGGGAGCAAGAAUAAGCGAGGCCGUAAUUAGUCAUGGCGAAGACAUCGAAUCUCUCAAAAAGCAAAUCGAUGAAAAGGACAAAAAAAUCGAAGAACUAAACGAAGCCGUGGAAAAUUUGCAGGAGCAGAACCAAGAGUUAACUGUGGCGCUCAAGACCAGAAACGAAGAGAUCCAAGCCCUUAAAUCGAGAAUUAAGAGACUCGAGAGCGACAAGAAAGGAUUAGAGGACGAGCUGAAGUCUCUCACAGUCAAAGUCGGUCGAAUGGAGAAGGAUAUCGAGGAACUGAACGAAGCAAAAAUUGCUCAGCAAGAGAAAAACAUGGAAUUACAAGAAAAUUUCGACAAGGCCACGGGCAGGAUGGAGAGUAGAAACCAAUUAAUGAAGAAAGAGAUAAAGGAGAUUCGAGAAUCACAACACAAGGAGUCGCUGCCGCCAUCAGUUGCAACCCAAAGGGCAGGAGGACGUCAAAUGCUUACUUCUCCAUUACCAAGGCACCUUCAGAGAGCCGAUUGGGAACUGCAUGCCUCGCUUACUUUGGGGGAGCUGUGUCGACAAUUCCAGAACAAGUUGUAUAAGAUAAUAUUCCCGAAUUCGUUCCAGUCAAACAGAAACUACAAGAUGAAGAAUAUUAGGCGCGAUUUGGAAAAACUGCCUCAGUUGGAGGAGGAAAAGCAGCGAUCAAGGAAAAAGUGGGACGAGGUGCAAAAAAAGUUGAAAUGGGAUGAAUGUUACGAAGAUGCCAUGAAAGCACUCCAGGAAAGCCGAAAUGUGGAUGCCCAUCCAACCCCUUUAUCGGAGGAAGGCCUUACAGCAGCCGCAAAACUCAUGGAUUCCAAAGGUAACCUGAAAGGUUGGCUGUCUUUGAAACGAGUGAAUGAGUUGAUAACUAUGUGGAAAAACGUUCAGACAAUGGAGUGA